This is a messenger RNA of Coffea arabica (coffee), 1584 nucleotides long. RefSeq names its product alkane hydroxylase MAH1. Gene Ontology annotation, molecular function: monooxygenase activity; heme binding; iron ion binding. The record is from RefSeq and is a predicted model, not a curated record. Lineage: Eukaryota; Viridiplantae; Streptophyta; Magnoliopsida; Gentianales; Rubiaceae.
AUGGUGUAUGGGAACCACAAGAAAUUGAGAGUGGGUACUGGUAUUUUAUUCUCAGACAAGUACAUUUUCUCAAAGGAUUCUAGUAGCAUAACAAACUCUGUAUUGGAGGAGGAGGAGGAGAGAACCUCAAUUCCCUUUAACUGGCCGGUUAUUGGCAUGAUGCCAGACCUGUUCCUAAAUGUGCACCGCGCACAGGAUUAUAUAACCGAGAUUUUGCAAGAAAGUGGAGGCACAUUUGAGUUUAAAGGUCCUUGGUUCGCAAAUAUGGAUAUGCUGGUCACCAGCGAUCCUGCUAACGUCAACCACAUAUUGAGUAAAAGCUUCUCAAACUUUCAAAAGGGUCCUGAGUUUGAAAAGAUGUUUGACAUUCUAGGAAAGGGGAUCUUCAAUGCUGAAUGCGAAUCUUGGGAAAGCCCAAGGAAAACGAUCAUGCCACUAAUUAAUCACCAGGGAUUCCAGAAGUUUGUGGGAAUAACUAGCUGGAACAAGUUGGAGAAAGGGCUGAUCCCUGUCCUGGAGCUUGCGGCCAAGUCAGGUAUGGAGGUGGACUUGCAACAACUAUUUGCCAAGUUUACCUUUGACACCACUUGCCUAUUAGUAUUGGGUCAUGAUCCUGCUUCACCCGGUAUUGACUUGCCAGAAAGUCCAUUAGGAAAUGCCUUUGCUGAUGCCGAGGAAGCAGUCUUUUACAGACAUGUGGUACCCAGAACUUGCUGGAAGAUUCAGAGGUGGCUUCAAAUUGGUGCGGAAAAGAAGUUAACUAAAGCUCGGGAGAACCUUCAUCAAUUUUUAGCUACCAACAUCUCAUCUAAGUCGGAAAACUUGGAAGGCAUAAACCAAACUGCGAUUUCGCAAGAUGGAGGAGGCCUUGACUUGUUAGCAAGGUAUAUGAAAGCAGUCGGUGUCCUCAAAGAAGAGAAUAGAACAUCUGAUAUAGUGUCUCAAAAAAUUUGGAGAGACGCUUUACUCAAUUUAAUCUUUGCGGGUAAAGAUAUCAAAGGUGCAGGUCUCACUUGGUUCUUUUGGCUCCUUGCUUCAAAUCCUAUUGAAGAAAGUAUGGUUCGAAAAGAGAUACUGAGUAACUUACAGGUAAAAGAAGGAAGGUGGCAGUUUUCCAACCUAGAAGAGAUGAAGAAACAGGUUUAUCUGCGCGGCGCAUUAUGUGAAUCACUUCGCCUGUUCCCUCCGGUUGCAACGCAGCACAAAGCUCCUGUCAACCCUGAUAUUCUUCCAAGUGGUCACAGCAUAAAUCCUAAUACCAAGACGCUGUUGCCUUUCCAUGCGAUGGGCAGGAUGGAAACAAUCUGGGGCAAAGUCUGCUGGGAAUUCAAACCACAGAGAUGGAUUUCAGAGCAAGUAGGUAUUGCACAUGAACCAUCUUUCAAGUUUACAGCAUUCAAUGCAGGACCUAGGAGUUGCAAGGGCAAGGAAAUUUGUUUCAUCCAAAUGAAAAUUGUUGCAGUAGCCCUUCUCUGUCGUUUCCACUUUCAUAUCUUAGAAGGUCAUCAAACUGUUCCAGAUAAUUCUGUGAUACUUCAUAUGAGACAUGGACUGAAAUUGAAGGUUUCCACAACAAGCAUUUGA